Bursaphelenchus xylophilus (pine wood nematode) is the source of this 1121-nucleotide messenger RNA. The record is from the annotation of a GenBank genome assembly. Lineage: Eukaryota; Metazoa; Nematoda; Chromadorea; Rhabditida; Aphelenchoididae.
AUGGGAACUCGAGGAUCCAUGUUUAGCGCUUCAAUGGUAAAAUCUUGCGUAGUUUUGAUGCAAGAAAGUGUAAUCAAGUGUCUUAUUCAAUUCUGCCUUCUUUAUUUUAUACUUUCUCUUGUUUCAGCCGACCCGCUCUUCUCUGAAGGUCACCAACACCCUUCAAGAAAGGGUUCGUCGAUGCACAACCAUUGAUGGAAUCCUCAACGUGCUCAACGUUCGCCACCAAGGUGGUGAAGAGUCGACGGAGGCCUUGAAGAUGCUUACACCCAGGGAAUUCUUCCACUUGACCGUGAUGGAUCUCCGAGAGCUCGAGUUUUCAGAUCAGGACAUCGACAAGAUUAUGAAGGCAACUACGGAUACCUCACAGAAGGUAAGAUUUUAUAUGUUGUGUUAUGAUUGUUAGGUCUCUAUUGAGAUUAAAAUUUUUUUUUCUCUGUUCGGCUGAAAUUGGGCAUUUGAUAUCAGGUGCAAUAUAAUUAUGUUUUGUCCAGAAAUUGCGAUGUUUUGAUUGGAAGGUUUAUGCAACAGAGACGUUGAAUACUACGUAUCAUUUUGUAAUUCCUAACGUCUGCUUUGUUUUUCACAACGUGGCACUUCUACCUAAAACAAUAUAAAAACUGAAGUUGCUCUCGUUUUCUGUUAAUAUGGUUGUUGCCUACAUGAUUGUGUUUCAGCCGAAGCUGGCUGUUUAUCCUCAACGACGUCUCAGUUUCGCGGAUUCGCUGACCGUACAUCAGAUCUCUCCCAAUGCCUCUUCCAAUUCCUUUUCCUCCUCCAGUUUCAGCAACAGUACCGCUAGCUUUGAGAGUAGCCGGCCCAGUAUGAUGGCUGGAACUCCGAUUAGAAGGAAUUCAAAGGAGGACAAGUUGGUGAGUCUUCUUUUUUGAUUUUUGUGAUAUUCAAUAUCAUGAAAACAAUUAUUUUUGCAUUUUUAGCCCGAAAAUUCGACUCCAAAGGCCACAAUCCAGAAUCUUAUCAAAUUUUUCAACAAUCCGGACUCCAAGCCCUGCUAUCCAACGAAUCCGCCAAUCAAAGCGCGUCCCAAAUUCCGUUCCGAGUCCUUUUCUCACACUCAUUAUGGUGGCGCUGGCUGGAAAGAUGAUGACGAUUCUUCUUGA